ACCUGGAGGGGAGGUAAAACUAAAGUGGGGGAAAUGUUAUAAAACGCAGUGGCCUUCUGUAUUCUCCAGCAUUUUGUUGUACCGGGAUAACGAAGUGACAUCGCAAUCUUCGAAAGGCGCAACAAAUUUUACCAAAUUUCCAAGAAAUUCUCAUCUGAUCGUCUUCAGGAAGUUCUAAUCUGUAAUCAUGCGUGAGUGUAUCUCAGUUCAUGUUGGGCAGGCUGGAGUGCAGAUCGGCAAUGCUUGCUGGGAGUUGUACUGCCUUGAGCACGGAAUCCAACCGGACGGGCAGAUGCCGUCAGACAAGACAGUGGGCGGCGGCGAUGACUCCUUCAACACGUUCUUCAGCGAAACCGGGGCCGGCAAGCACGUACCCCGUGCUGUGUUUGUUGAUCUGGAGCCAACUGUGGUGGAUGAAGUGCGCACUGGCACCUACCGCCAGCUCUUCCAUCCCGAACAAUUGAUCACGGGCAAGGAAGAUGCUGCCAACAACUACGCUAGAGGCCACUACACCAUUGGCAAGGAGAUUGUCGAUUUGGUACUCGAUCGUAUUCGCAAGCUGGCUGAUCAGUGCACUGGACUGCAGGGCUUCCUCAUCUUCCAUUCCUUCGGCGGCGGCACCGGCAGUGGCUUCACGUCCCUGCUCAUGGAGCGCCUGUCUGUGGACUAUGGCAAGAAGUCCAAGCUGGAAUUUGCCAUCUACCCAGCCCCGCAGGUGUCCACGGCUGUCGUGGAGCCCUACAACUCCAUCCUCACCACCCACACUACCCUCGAGCACUCGGACUGCGCCUUCAUGGUGGACAAUGAGGCCAUCUACGACAUCUGCCGCCGCAAUUUGGAUAUUGAGCGCCCCACCUACACCAAUCUCAACAGGCUGAUUGGGCAGAUUGUGUCAUCCAUCACGGCCUCCCUGCGCUUCGAUGGUGCCCUCAAUGUCGAUCUCACUGAGUUCCAGACCAAUCUGGUGCCCUACCCACGCAUCCACUUCCCCCUGGUCACCUACGCGCCAGUGAUCAGCGCCGAGAAGGCCUACCACGAGCAGCUGAGCGUGGCUGAGAUCACCAAUGCCUGCUUUGAGCCAGCCAACCAGAUGGUCAAGUGCGAUCCUCGUCACGGCAAGUACAUGGCUUGCUGCAUGUUGUACCGCGGAGAUGUGGUGCCCAAGGAUGUCAAUGCAGCCAUCGCCACCAUCAAGACCAAGCGCACCAUCCAGUUCGUGGACUGGUGUCCAACUGGCUUCAAGGUGGGCAUCAACUACCAGCCCCCAACUGUCGUUCCCGGCGGAGAUCUGGCCAAGGUGCAGCGUGCUGUUUGCAUGUUGUCCAAUACCACGGCCAUCGCCGAGGCCUGGGCCAGGCUGGAUCACAAGUUCGAUCUCAUGUACGCCAAGCGUGCUUUCGUGCACUGGUACGUAGGCGAGGGCAUGGAGGAGGGUGAAUUCUCCGAGGCCCGUGAGGAUUUGGCUGCCCUCGAGAAGGACUACGAGGAAGUUGGCAUGGAUUCCGGCGAGGGUGAAAAUGAAGGAGCUGAGGAAUAUUAAAUUUUUCAUGCCAAGAGGCUCUCUGCGGGGGGAUUCCCGCCAAAUUUUCAUCUUUCCACUUGAAGAAAAAUAAAAGAAAAAUAUUCAAUGCA
Molecule: messenger RNA, 1632 nt
Organism: Phlebotomus papatasi
Lineage: Eukaryota; Metazoa; Arthropoda; Insecta; Diptera; Psychodidae
Product: tubulin alpha-1 chain
Exons: 2
Coding region: 188-1540 (450 amino acids)
Biological process (GO): microtubule cytoskeleton organization; mitotic cell cycle
Cellular component (GO): microtubule; cytoplasm
Molecular function (GO): GTP binding; structural constituent of cytoskeleton
Source: RefSeq, a predicted model, not a curated record